Caenorhabditis briggsae is the source of this 195-nucleotide messenger RNA. The record is from RefSeq and is a predicted model, not a curated record. Lineage: Eukaryota; Metazoa; Nematoda; Chromadorea; Rhabditida; Rhabditidae. The coding region runs from base 1 to 195 and encodes 64 amino acids. The transcript is spliced from 2 exons.
AUGGAAUCGAGAGAACCACGGCAAUCAAUGAAGGUCCUGGAAAUGAACUUGAAGCUGUGGUCGAUCACCUUGAAGCUGUUGAAUUCGAACGAGAGGAGUUCUGCAAAACGCAAGCAGAAUUUUCCAACUUUUCUCAAGCCAACUUGUGAUACUUUAAGUGUAUUUUUUUUCUUUCUAAUUUACAGAAAUAUGUGA